Molecule: messenger RNA, 630 nt
Organism: Botrytis byssoidea
Lineage: Eukaryota; Fungi; Ascomycota; Leotiomycetes; Helotiales; Sclerotiniaceae
Exons: 1
Coding region: 1-630 (209 amino acids)
Source: RefSeq, a predicted model, not a curated record
AUGAUUGAUUCAAAAUUCUCAAUCCUGAACCCUCCAACACGGGUUUGUUCUCGACCCUCCACCCCUGGGGCUUCGUUUCUUCAUACAUCUUCAUUGAGUUGUCCCAUCAGAUAUCGCGCAGAACCAAAAGAAGUAAAUAAAAAUCUCACACGAAAUGCUUCAGCUUCAUUCCCACCUUCUUCGGUGAAAAAUUGCAAACUCGGAGAACCAGAACGUGCAUUGAGAUCUAAAACGCCAUUGACACUUUCACUCCCAGAGGAAGAAACAUUUGGUCAACCUAGUAUUGACUUACCUGGCUUGAACAUAGCCCGUGAUUUUGGUUAUGGAUCGGGUGCUGGCUCAAGGACGUCAAGAAUCGAAGAGAGAAGAUCUGUUGCCUUUGUGGAAGAAACCGGAGAUAAUGGUGAGAAAAUCCUUGAGGGUGUGAAUCUUGAUGCUCAUGAACGGCGGAUUGAGAACAGAGGUCUUGGAUCAGAGCCGAUGAGAGAUGAAGCGGAGGUAGCAAAGCAAAGGAGUAUCUCCGAGAUGCUUGAGCGUCGGGAAAAUGACGAGGAAGACAAAUGCAAUAGAUACUUUGGUCGCUUUGCGAAAGUCUUGGGAUAUCUUGCUGUGAAAUGUUCUUGUCUUUAG